AUGGCCUAUGGUUUUGCGUUUCUAAGAUCAAUUCGCAAUGGAUUAAAGUCACGAAAGCCGUUUGGUAUUCGGUUAGCCAAGGCGAUAGUAGCUGUCCCAAUUAAAAUCGGUUGCGGAUAUAUAUUAUUUACUAACUACGUCGGCGGACCUCGUAUAGUGUGCGGCCCAUCCAUGCUCCCAACAUUUUCUGCCUCGGAGGAAUGUAUCAUUGAAGAUGCUCUCUCCGUACGACUCGGAUAUUACCCAAGGCGCGGAGAACUUGUCGUGCUCGACUCACCUUAUAAUCCGUCUCAGCAAAUUUGCAAACGUGUCAUUGGACUCCCUGGCGACGUUGUCUGCGUGGAUCCGUCCGGAGAGAGCGGUGAAGAGAUAUCCUCGGAACAUGUCUUGAUUCCUCCAGGGCAUAUAUGGAUUGCCGGAGAUAAUGCCGCAGCGUCGCGUGAUUCAAGGACUUAUGGACCUGUACCAAUUGCCCUGGUGCGCUCAAGGGUACUAGCUAAGGUGUACCCACGUCCUUGGAAAAUCUUUCGCGAUAAACCAAGUAUAUUGGUAGAAGAGUAA
This is a messenger RNA of Fomitiporia mediterranea MF3/22, 561 nucleotides long. RefSeq names its product LexA/Signal peptidase. NCBI's taxonomy places the organism in Eukaryota, Fungi, Basidiomycota, Agaricomycetes, Hymenochaetales, Hymenochaetaceae. Gene Ontology annotation, molecular function: serine-type endopeptidase activity. The transcript is spliced from 3 exons. Gene Ontology annotation, cellular component: membrane; mitochondrial inner membrane peptidase complex. The record is from RefSeq and is a predicted model, not a curated record. Bases 1 to 561 code for a protein of 186 amino acids.